AUGGCUACCGAUUCCAAAGUCGCUGAUGACAGCAGUACACCUCCUUCGUAUGACACAAUCUUAGCAAGUCCCAUUCAAUGCGAUCAAUCAUCUAUAUUUUCCUUUGGUCUCAUGAAGAAAAAACGUACAGCUGUUCUAUCCCGCAUCCGUGACAUCGUCUUAGCCCCUGACUUCACCCCUUCUUCUGUGGUUCCAAAUGUCAAUGCCUGCGCUGCCGCUCUCCCAGCUACCGAGUUCUCCAAUAUCCUGACACAACUCAAUAUCGAGGGCCACACAGCACUGUAUUGGGCAAUUGUGAACGAUCGACCACAAGCUCUUUGGACAUUUAUAAAGUUCAUUUCCGGCACGAGUCCCUCUGUUUCUUCCGACUUGCGCAUUGCUUGCAUGAUAACCAACGACCACACAAUGUUUACGGAGCUCAAUUUUGGAAACUGUAAACAGGCGUUCGAGAUGCUUUUAGGAUGUCUACCAGGUGAAAUCCAGGUACAUACAUGCGACAAACCCAUCAACCAGUUCGAUGUUGUUCUUCGAAUCAGGAUGUUCCAGAAACGCCUGCGCACUGCUACUGACAAAAGUCUGCGCUUCGAAUUUGUCGCAGGAGGACGCAUAUGGUGGCUUCGCUUCUACAUACCAGAGCCUAGCAAUGGAUCAUGCCGCGCCGGUAUUGGUCUCAGUCAGCAUAGCUAUCAAGCGUGUUUUAAGGCUGUACUUUUGAUCGAGGCACAUAGCCGGAAACCUGGUCAUGCAGCCCCACAUGAAGCGCUGAAAGUUUUAUUGUCAUCGAAAGACUCCACAAAAUGUGUGGCCCUUGCACCCCGGCGGUAG
Suillus discolor is the source of this 825-nucleotide messenger RNA. RefSeq lists its product as uncharacterized. The record is from RefSeq and is a predicted model, not a curated record. The transcript is spliced from 3 exons. Lineage: Eukaryota; Fungi; Basidiomycota; Agaricomycetes; Boletales; Suillaceae. Bases 1 to 825 code for a protein of 274 amino acids.